CGUGAUUUCGAGACUUCCGGCGAGACGUGAUGUAGGAGCCUGUUGGUGCAGUUUUGACAUACCUCACACAAACUUGAGGCCGGCGAGAGACGGAUUAGUGUGAAGCGAACAAAUGAGACACAUGAUGCGAGAUGACGACAUCCAGCAGCUCCAGCCACACCAACUGCUCCAUCUGCCUGGACCCCUUCAACUCCCCCGCUGCCUGCAUCCCCUGCGGCCACGUCUUCUGCAACCUCUGCAUCAGCCAGUGGUACUCCACCACCAGGGGCGGGGCACGCGGCCUGUGCCCCCAGUGUCGUACCUCCAUCCUCUCCAUACAGACCCUGCGCAUCGAUGACGGACACAUUUCCAUACAUCAUUCUUCUGUCCUGGCCCGGACCGUGAAUUUCUUCCACCAACAGUGGUUUUCUCUCACACGCAGUGUGCACGAUCUCGCCGUGGAGGUCCCCACCAGUGUAAGAGAGCUGGAGCAGGCUACGGAGAGAUACCAGAUUCCUAAUGUUGUCCAGGCAGCACGGAGGAUCAGGAGAUUGCCAGCCACCGUGUUGCUGUCUUGGUUCAAUCUGGGCCCGGAGGUGCAGCUCUUCACCCUUCUCAUCCUCAUCCUCCUUGCAUCCCUCCUCAUCAAAGAUCUCCAGAACCCUGUGGGACUCUUCCACAACUGUGUCUUCCCUGUCGGCAGCCUAUGCAAGGACGUCUUCCGUGAAACUCUGUGUUGUCUGCUGCUGGUGAUCUGUCGGCCGCUCGUCUGUGUCGGGCAGUGCAUUCUGGAAGUGCUUUUAGCAUUGUGGGACAUCUUUUUCGGGACGAUGGUUUCGUUGACGUUGGUGACUUUCUACACGACCCAGAUUCCCUUCGUUGUGCUAAGUGCUGUGAUAGAGUGGACAUGUGCUCUGGUCAUAUUUAUUUCGGAGGCGUUUAUCGCGAUGUUACGCCUCGCGUUCAUCAUGGGCCUGGUCCUCGUUCCUGGAUACUUUGCUCAAACGACGGAAGAACAAAGAAGCGAAUAUUUUCAAAAUUUCCUGACAAUCGUACGGACUGGUCGUGAUCGCUACCAAGCCUAUGUGGACAGUUUACAGGAGAGAUAUAUCAAUGCUGGAUAAACUUUUGUCUGUGAUUUUCGCAGAUUUUAAUAAUAAUUCAGUUUUUAUUUCUUGAUUUAUGAAGUUCCUUAGGUGGUGAAUUUAAAUUUAAAUUUGUCAAUUUCAUCUUUUAUGAUCAUGGUAAAAAAUAAGGUUUAAAAAAAUAAAAGAAUUAGUUCUCAGGCAAUGGUUUUUGAAACUAUAGUGCGGGUGGGCGGUGUCUCUUAUUGUUGUUGUUGUUGUACUAGUAUGUAACCAAUAAACAAUUGUGUACAAUCAACCUGGGAAACGGCCUCCCUACAGAAAUGUAUUCCUUGAUGAGUAAAACACUGGAAUACAGUAUUUGACUACCGUUGGAUUGGAAUUUUUGAUGAUUUUUUUUUUAAUAAAAUGGAAAUAAAAAUGAAACGUGUGGUGAACUUUAUGAUGAGGCGGGCGGAGCCUGAGAACCAAGACUAUUAUUUUUUUUAGCCUGAUAUACACUUAUUUGAUUAUUUCAGUGAAUGAGAUGUCCAAGAGUUACUUCCCUUACUAUGUCAGUUUACCAGUGGAGUUUUUUGUCAUGUUUUACCCAGAAGCCAGAUUAGUUUUCUAUUUCAAAAUAGUUAACUGAAAUCAAUGUGUCCAGUAUUUAAUACAUGUUAUUAAGCCUCUUAUCCUGGUAAUACAACUAAUAACCAUUGAUAACUGUGUUACAUGAUUUUGGUGUGUGUGUGUGUGUAAAUCCAGUUAAUAUGGUCACCACUGAGCACAUGGUCAGUACAGGAAGUUAGAUGAGAGUGGUCUCCCCUUAGAUAAUACUGUCUUACAACUAUUCCUAACUGAUAUAAUGAGCUACAAGAUAACUUUGAUCCAGAGAUCAACACAGUACGAAAAGGUGUUAUACUAUAUACUACGGUGACUGGUCAAAAUCGUUCCAUACAUAAAAAAAUAUCCUGCAUACCAUCUGUACCAAAGUGCAAUGCUUAUGGUUCUUAUAAUUUUAAGUAAAUAUGGUGGAAGC
This is a messenger RNA of Haliotis rufescens (red abalone), 2085 nucleotides long. RefSeq lists its product as uncharacterized. The record is from RefSeq and is a predicted model, not a curated record. Bases 132 to 1103 code for a protein of 323 amino acids. Gene Ontology annotation, molecular function: ubiquitin-protein transferase activity. Lineage: Eukaryota; Metazoa; Mollusca; Gastropoda; Lepetellida; Haliotidae. The transcript is spliced from 5 exons. Gene Ontology annotation, biological process: mitotic cell cycle checkpoint signaling; protein ubiquitination; ubiquitin-dependent protein catabolic process. Gene Ontology annotation, cellular component: nucleus.